Messenger RNA from Endocarpon pusillum Z07020, 780 nucleotides. RefSeq lists its product as uncharacterized. The record is from RefSeq and is a predicted model, not a curated record. NCBI's taxonomy places the organism in Eukaryota, Fungi, Ascomycota, Eurotiomycetes, Verrucariales, Verrucariaceae. The coding region runs from base 1 to 780 and encodes 259 amino acids. The transcript has a single exon.
AUGUCGACCCAAUAUGAUGCUAUCGGCGCGUCCUACAAUAACAUGUCCAAACUCCCCGGCGCCGGCCUGGUAUACCUCUGCAUCCAGCAAACCGUCGAACCACUGAUCAAACAUGGCGACGUCAAAGUUCUCGACCUCGCCUGUGGCACAGGUCGCUUUACGCACGCCCUCCGUGCAUGGGGCGCCAAAUCAGUCCUUGGCGUGGACAUCUCGCCAGCCAUGAUCAACGCCGCAUGCGGCGCCGGCAUCCGUGACGCGAACAUCAAGUUCGAGGUCGGCGACUGCGCCCAGCCCGAUGUGCGAUACGCGGACGCACCCUUCGAUCUAGUUCUGAGCUGCUGGCUCCUCAACUACGCGGCCUCCGGGGCGGAGAUGGCGGACAUGUUCCGGCACGCGGCGGGGAAUCUCAGGGCAGGGGGUUCCAUGUUAGCCAUGACGCCAUGUGCAUCCGAGGAUCCGGUGAGACACAUAGAGGAGGCAGCGAAGGUGAGGCCGAAAGCGAUGGGCGAGGUCCAUCUGGAGAAUAUCGGUGCGGUGGAGGAAGGCAUACGGAUACGAGUUUGGGCGGGUACCGAGCCGGAGAUCGUCCAGUUCGACUCCUACCAUCUGCGGAAGAGCGUGUACGAGAAGGCAGCCCGGGACCGUGGGUUCAAGGGUAGACUGGAGUGGACCGACUGCCGGAUCCCGAAGCUGGCAAGGGAGCGAGGCGAGUACGAUGAGGAGUGGGAGAAGUUUGCUAAGAUACCGCAUUCGUCCAUCUUGGUGGUGACCAAAGAAUGA